AUGCUUUUCUUCAGUUUCUUCAAGACGCUCAUAGACCACGAGGUCACCGUCGAGCUCAAGAACGACAUCCAAAUCCGCGGCAUCCUCAAGAGCGUCGACCAGUACCUCAAUAUCAAGCUGGAAGAGAUCUCAGUUGUCGAGGAGCUCAAGUACCCGCACUUGAGUUCUGUUAAGAAUGUCUUCAUUCGUGGCUCUGUCGUACGAUACGUCCACCUUCCCGCCGGUUCUGUAGACGUGCCCCUCUUGGAGGACGCGACGCGGAGAGAGGCUGCUGCCCAGGCCGCAAAGGCGAAAUAG
Messenger RNA from Colletotrichum navitas, 297 nucleotides. RefSeq names its product U6 snRNA-associated Sm-like protein LSm2. The coding region runs from base 1 to 297 and encodes 98 amino acids. Lineage: Eukaryota; Fungi; Ascomycota; Sordariomycetes; Glomerellales; Glomerellaceae. Gene Ontology annotation, biological process: mRNA splicing, via spliceosome. Gene Ontology annotation, molecular function: RNA binding. The transcript has 4 exons. The record is from RefSeq and is a predicted model, not a curated record. Gene Ontology annotation, cellular component: U4/U6 x U5 tri-snRNP complex; U6 snRNP; catalytic step 2 spliceosome.